Molecule: messenger RNA, 1509 nt
Organism: Parnassius apollo (apollo)
Lineage: Eukaryota; Metazoa; Arthropoda; Insecta; Lepidoptera; Papilionidae
Source: the annotation of a GenBank genome assembly
AUGGCGGAGAGCACCGUUCUCACCAACGACCAGGUACACAUUGUCGGGAUGGUGGAGAGCACCGUCGUCGCCAACGACCAGGUACAUAUUGUCGGGAUGGUGGAGAGCACCGUCCUCGCCAACGACCAGGUGCACAUUGUUAGGAUGGUGGAGAGCACCGUCCUCGCCAACGACCAGGUACACAUUGUCGGAAUGGUGGAGAGCACCGGCCUCGCCAACGACCAGGUACACAUUCUCGGGAUGGUGGAGAGCACCGUCCUGGCCAACGACCAGGUACACAUUGUUAGGAUGGUGGAGAGCACCGUCCUCGCCAACGACCAGGUACACAUUGUUGGGAUGGUGGAGAGCACCGUCCUCGCCAACGACCAGGUACACAUUGUCGGGAUGGUGGAGAGCACCGUCUUCGCCAACGACCAGGUACACAUUGCCGGAAUGGUGGAGAGCACCGUCAUCGCCAACGACCAGGUACACAUUGUCGGGGUGGUGGAGAGCACCGUCCUCGCCAACGACCAGGUACACAUUGUCGGGAUGGGGGAGAGCACCGUCCUCACCAACGACCAGGUACACAUUGUCGGGAUGGUGGAGAGCACCGUCGUCGCCAACGACCAGGUACACAUUGUCGGGAUGGUGGAGAGCACAGUUCUCGCCGAAGACCAGGUGCACAUUGUUGGGAUGGUGGAGAGCACCGUCCUCGCCAACGACCAGGUACACAUUGUCGCAAUGGUGGAGAGCACCGUCCGCGCCAAUGACCAGGUAUACAUUAUAGGGAUGGUGGAGAGCACCGUCCUGGCCAACGACCAGGUACACAUUGUUAGGAUGGUGGAGAGCACCGUCCUCGCCAAUGACCAGGUACACAUUAUUGGGAUGGUGGAGAGCACCGUCCUCGCCAACGACCAGGUACACAUUGUCGGAAUGGUGGAGAGCACCGUCCUCGCCAACGACCAGGUACACAUUGUCAGGAUGGUGGAGAGCACCGUCCUCGCCAACGACCAGGUACACAUUGUUGGGAUGGUGGAGAGCACCGUCCUCGUCAACGACCAGGUACACAUUAUCGGGAUGGUGGAGAGCACCGUCCUGGCCAACGACGAGAGCGACAGUGUGCAUUCGUCAGACAUGGCGCUUGAGAAAGCUGCCAGUAACGCUAGUAAUACGAAAGGCGCUGGAAAAGAGAAGAACGACGAUAUUAUGUCAGUCCUUCUUGCACACGAGAAGCAGAAUACACAAGGAAACAAUGUUUCUAAUGCUUUGAAGGGGAUCGAUCCAGACAGUUCCGAUUCUAGUGACAAUGAAUCCAAGGAUCCGUAUAAACUUAAAGACGAGCUCGCUGCUGUCGCCGAGAUGGAAAGCGAAGAUUCAGAAUCUGAUGACAACGCACCGACCGUUAUGGUGAAUGGCAAAGCCGUGCCUCUGACUAGCGUCGAUGAUGACGUCAUCGCCAAGAUGUCCCCAUCCGAAAAGGAAACCUAUAUACAGGUUUACCAGGAAUACUACAGCCACAUGUAUGAUUAG